AUGGAUGAUCCCAUUUCGAUUACGUACCAACGAUCCAAAUUGGCGGUUUUAUAUCAUUUGAACAAAUCAGAAGAAGAUUUAAAUGAUGCGGUUAUGUCAAUUAAAUAUUGGAUUGAAUCUCAGCCUCAUUUACCGAGAAAUACAACAGAACUUGAUCCGCAUUGGUGGGUGGCAGCUGCUAUAAACGCCCACGAAAUUAAUAUUCAAGAAAAUUUAAUGUUGAAUUACGUAUUAAUUUACGAUUUGGAAAAUUUAACGUUGGAACAUGUACUAAAGCUCACUCCUAUGUUUAUCUUAAACUGUUCAAAGAUGGCCGACAAAGGAUUAGGUCGUCCUUUCAAAGGAAUACAUUUUAUAAAUUGUCCUCCUGUAUUCCAACUAGCCUUAACUAUAAUAAGAAAUUUGUUAAGACCAGAUUUAUACGCAAUGCUCCACAUCCACUCAUCUCUUGAUAGCCUUCGAGAAACUUUUCCAAUAGAUAUUCUACCAAAAGAUUAUGGAGGCAACGAAAAAUAUGUCAACGAAUUAGAAGAAACUUGGCUAAAGAAAUAUGAUGACUACAAAGACUAUUUUGAUAACUUGGAUGUUUUGAAAGUGAAUAAACAUCUUCGUCCAAAUAUAUCUCUAAACUUAUUCGGUUUCCCACCAUUUGAUUUUAGAAAUAUGUCAUUUGAUUGA
Diorhabda sublineata is the source of this 678-nucleotide messenger RNA. Its product is annotated as alpha-tocopherol transfer protein-like. Gene Ontology annotation, molecular function: phosphatidylinositol bisphosphate binding. The transcript is spliced from 5 exons. The coding region runs from base 1 to 678 and encodes 225 amino acids. Gene Ontology annotation, cellular component: membrane. The record is from RefSeq and is a predicted model, not a curated record. NCBI's taxonomy places the organism in Eukaryota, Metazoa, Arthropoda, Insecta, Coleoptera, Chrysomelidae.